AUGUUUGCAAACAAGGUUAAGGGCAUUUCACGUUUGACGCACGUUUGUCGAGCGCUCCAUUACAAUGCCGCGUUUGCUUUUGAUAUAGAUGGGGUAUUGCUGAGAACCAAGACCCCAAUUCCUGGUGCAUCGGAAGCUCUAAAGCUUUUACAGAAAGAGAAGAUUCCAUUCAUACUAUUGACCAAUGGUGGUGGUACGCUUGAAGAGCAGCGGGCUGCAUUCAUUUCGGAUACGCUUGGAGUACCAUUGUCACCCUUACAAAUCAUCCAAAGUCACACGCCUUUCAAGCAGUUGGUUCCGAAAUAUGAGAAAGUGCUUGCUGUGGGAUCUGCUACCGUUCGCGAAGUGGCAGAGACGUAUGGUUUCAAAAAUGUGGUGCAUCCGAUUGACAUAAUGCGCUAUGAUCGAAGUAUAGCUCCUUUCUCGAGUAUUUCAACGGAAAAGCUUGAAACCGUAUCUCGAGAAUUGCCAGAUCUUGCGACGCGGCCGUUCGACGCAGUGCUGGUGUUCAACGAUUCACGCGACUGGGGAGCCGAUAUCCAGAUCGUAUUGGACGUUUUGAAUAGCGAAGACGGAUAUUUGAACACGGUGCGCAGAACUCACAGCAGUAAACCUUCCGUUCCGAUUUAUUUCUCGAAUAACGACCUUUUGUGGGCCAACCAGUACAGUUUGAACCGGAUCGGCCAAGGUGCAUUCAGAAGUACUAUCGGUACGUUGUACUCGCGUUUGAACGAUGGACACAUGCUGGAGGACGUCGGUAUCGGGAAACCCACCAAACUAACUUACGAUUUCGCUCACCACGUACUUAUCGACUGGCAAAAAAAAUUGGACGAGGGCAACACCAGGGAAAAGAAACCCGGGCCGCUACCGCAACUCGGCGUUUCUCCAGCCAGCUCUCCGUUUGACAAAGUGUUCAUGGUGGGAGACAACCCAGCCAGCGAUAUCAUCGGCGCCCACGGCUACGGAUGGAACAGCUGCCUGGUUCGCACGGGUGUGUACCAGGACGGCGACAAACUGCCUUGCAAACCCACGUUGAUCGCCGACAACGUCCUGGACGCGAUCGAAGCCGUUCUCGAGGGCAAGUGA
Messenger RNA from Lachancea mirantina, 1086 nucleotides. The record is from the annotation of a GenBank genome assembly. NCBI's taxonomy places the organism in Eukaryota, Fungi, Ascomycota, Saccharomycetes, Saccharomycetales, Saccharomycetaceae.